Apis mellifera (honey bee) is the source of this 4191-nucleotide messenger RNA. Its product is annotated as jouberin. Gene Ontology annotation, biological process: motile cilium assembly. Gene Ontology annotation, molecular function: protein binding. The transcript has 6 exons. The record is from RefSeq and is a predicted model, not a curated record. Lineage: Eukaryota; Metazoa; Arthropoda; Insecta; Hymenoptera; Apidae. Bases 32 to 4150 code for a protein of 1372 amino acids. Gene Ontology annotation, cellular component: ciliary basal body.
UUAAAUAAAUUAAAAUUGUUUAUUAUUUAAUAUGGAAACUAUGAAUUUAUCAGAAUUUUCAUCAAAAUCAAUGGAUGUCAUCGUUGAUAUUCAUCAAGAAUAUGAAGAAGACAAAUUUUCUAAUGAUAACGAUAAACAAAAUGAAACAGUAGAUAAAAAUAUUUCAAAUCUACAGGAAUGUGAAAAUGUUAAUACAUCUUCAAAUAUAAAUAUUCGUGAUAAAAAAGUUAAAAGAUCUAAAAUCAAUUCAACUGCACAUCAAAAUCUUUUAAAAUACGACAAUGAUAUAAAAAUCAUAGAAUCGGUAGAUUUGAUUGAAGAGUUCGAAAAAUCACAGAUUAAGAAAAAAAAUGAAAAAAAAAUUCGUACAAAAGAUAAUAAAUCGAAUAAGAAAAAUAGGAAUCGAUCGUUUAUCGAGGGAAAGCAUGAUAGAAAACAAUGGGAUAUAUCAAAAAAUGAAAUAGUAGAAGUGAAGAAACCAACGAGAAAACGAUGGUUAAAAGAUACCACUGUAAUUCAAUUACCGGAACCAAGGAGUAUUUCUUGGACAAAUACAUCUCCAGACAAUAUAUCUUCGUCUGUUCAACAUUCAAAACAAUCAUUGUCAACGGCAUGUUUUUCAAACCAACCAUUGCCAGCGAUACGUUCUUCAAAACAAGCAUUGACAACAAAUUCAUUUUUAAAACAGGAAUUAUUUGGUUUUGAUAAUGCAGCUUUUGAUUCGGAAAAUGAAGAAAUUCUUAAAAUUGAAACCAAUCACAAUCACGAUAAUACGAAAAUCGAAAUGAAAUUUGAUGGCCGAAGUUCUCAAGAUUUGAGCAAAGAAAACAAAAGUUUGAGAGAAACGACAAUCAUGAUCGAAAAUUUAAACGAAACUGUAAAUUUAGAUGGUCGAAAUUAUGAAAAUCAAAGAAAAAAAACAGUAUUAGAUAUUGAACAUACUGAAAAAUCUAAUUAUGAUAUGUCUUUGAAAGAUAAAAUAAGUCAUAAAUCAAAAUAUAAAAAAAAUUUUUCCACAGAUAAGAAUGGGAAAAAUAUUUCUGAUAAUUCUAAUACAUCGCAAAGCUUGCAAGAUAUCACUGUACAAUCGGAUUCUUCCGAAAAAAUAUUAAUAAAGAAUAAUCAAAAAUGUAAUCGAAAACAUUCAAUUAAAAAUGAUCAAAAGCAUUCUGAAGAAAAUUUAAUAUCUGUCGAUGAACAUGACUAUCUAAAUAGGAAUUAUUUAAAACAUUCUAGUCAACAAUCGUUCACGUCUGAGGAUGAUGAUUUGGAUGAGAAUCGUUCGAGAAAAAUUUACAAUGAAGCUAAAUUAAAAAGAUCAAAUAUGAAGAAAAAAAAAACAAAUUAUACGGAACAAUGUCAAAUACAACAAAAGCGAAAAACACAUCGAAAAAAUAUUUCCACUUCAUCUAUGCAUACACCUGUUAAUGUCAAAGAAAAUUUAAAAAAAAAAGAAAAAAAAGAAGAGAAAAAUAUAAAAUAUAUUUCUGUAACAAUUCAUAGAACGGAUAUGUUAGAGAUUGAUUACAUGACGAAACAUCCUAUGGUAAAGGUUCAUAUAAUAAAAGGUGAGAAUGGGAAAUAUUUAAAAAAUAAAUAUGGUACAAGUACAUAUUUGCAACCUUUAAUAACGGGAAAAUUCGAUUUCAAAGAAAAUAAAUCCAUAAUACCAAUAUGGGAGGAAGAACUUAUUUUCGAACAUAAUUUCGAAGAGCUUUUGAAAACCGAUAAUGAAUAUGUUGUAAUUCUUUUCGAAAUUAUAGAUCUUUUAAGUUUUGCCGAAGCCAGUUUCAAUUAUGAUAAAUUUGGUCAUGAAAGUUGUUGGUAUAAAAUAGCAUGGGCUUUUUUAAAACCUAUAGGAUAUAAUAAUAUAUUACAUAUUGAUAAAAAAAUCAGAUUACAACUAUAUAAGCCUCAAAAAAAUUUGCAAAAAUUUGAAAGAUUUCAUACAUGUGAAGUAUAUACAUGGUGGAAAUCAAAUAUUCGAGAAAAAUAUCCUAGUAGCUUAUUUGUUACUAUAAAAUCCAUCGAUCCACCUAAAUUAGAACCUGUUUUAUAUCAACAAUUAUCAUUGCAUUAUUUAUCCAAUGCAUGUAAUGAAUCACAAAAAAUUCAUACUUCGGACAAUAUAAAUUUACCAAAAUGGAGUAGAUUAACUGCACAAUCUUGCAAAGUACCAAAUGAUAUUUUCUUCGAAACAGACAUCAGUGAAAACGGAUGUUUUUAUGUUGCUUUUAGCAACAAUGGCAAAUAUUUGGCUUGUAGCUUUGUUGAGGACCAAGAUUAUCCUAUUGUUAUUUAUAAGGUUGAAGCAAAGAAAAUACACGUACGCUUUUUAGGACACAAAAUUUUUGUUUACUCUCUCCAUUGGUCUAACAAUGAUAAUUAUUUACUUUCUGUUUCGUCAGAUCAAACUGCUCGCAUUUGGGAUGUACAGAAUCAAAUUAUACAACACGUAGAAAUGAUGCCUCAUCCUUCGUAUGUAUAUUGUGGUAAAUUCGAGUCUGAAAAUACCUCGAUAGUAGCAACUGGAUGUUAUGAUCGAAUAGUACGGAUUUGGAUACAAGAUAAGAAAUUGAAAAAUCAUGAUCUCAAUCAGGAAUUGGAAGGUCACGAGGGUUUUGUAAAUUCAAUGUAUUUUCAGAAGAAUAGUAAUUUAUUAACAGCAGACAGUGUUGGAAUAAUAAUAUUAUGGGCGUUAAAAAAAAAUCGAAAAGUAUCAUUUAAAAAGGAAUGGCAUAUAUCACGAAAAAUAAAAGUCAGAGAAAUCGACGGUGUAAUAAUUAAUACGAUUAUUUUACAUCCUUUGGAAUCUAGACUUCUUGUUCAUUCGAGAAAUAAUGGAUUAAAAAUGUUAGAUCUCGCAACUGGUGUAAUAUUGCAAAAAUAUAAUGAAUUGAAUAAUCAAAGAAUACAGUCAACAGCCUGUAUUUCUCCAUGCGGUAGUUUAAUCUUUUGCGGUGAUGAAGAUUCAUCUUUAAAUGUAUGGAAUUUAGAAACUGGAAAUCUUAUUGCAAAAUAUGCAUUCGAUCGACACUAUCGAGCAAUAACUUGUGUAGAUUAUCAUCCAUACGAUCAUAUGUUAGCUUUUUCAAUAUUUGGCAGUUCUGCUCCGGUAAAAAUUUUAAAAUUUAAUAAAGAUGCUACAGGUGAAAAUGUAGGAUUAAAAAUAAGAGAAAUUGAAAAUAUGGUGAACAAUAGAAAUGUUUCCCUUGAAUUUUUAAAUACACCUGUAAAAUCCAAAGAAGAUUUACAAUCAAAUAAUAAAGAAAUAAUUGAAGAUGAAGAUACUGUAAAAGAAAAGAAUUUGUUAACUAAUGAGAGUUCUGAUUCUAAUCUUUUUAAGUUUCCUGAUAAUACUCCUUUAGAAAGAAAUAAAUAUAAUGAUACAAAAAUAAAACUUCAACAAUUAAAUGAAACUGGACAAACGAUAAAAAAUCGUAGUGCGAAUCGUUUGUAUAAUAUUAUUAAAAAAAUCGAUAGCAUUUUAUCAAAUACGUCAAAAUCAUCGGGCGAUAUUGAAUCUGGAAAAAACUUUGUCCAAGAAUUAAAUAAGACCAAAAUUUUAACAAGUUUAGAUGAAAAUAUGGAAAAACAGAAAAACAAAUUGAGAAAGAAUACAUCUAUAAGUAGUGAUGAUCAAUCGAGUUAUUUUGAGUCAAGUACAACAAAUAGUGACAAACAGAAAGUUAUUGAGAGUUACGUCUCAAAGAACAAAAUAAAUGAUUGGUAUAUAGAAAAAAAAUUGAAAAAUAUAAAGGAAAUGAGAAAUAAUGACAUAUUAAAAAAUUAUAUAUCAGAAAGUUUUUCUGAUAGUACUAGUGAUUAUUAUAAGAUGAAAGUAUAUCGUGAAAGUACAAAAGAUUUAUCGCAAGGAGACAUUGAAUCGGAGCAUAUUACUGAAAUAGAAAAAAGUGAUGAAAAAUUAGUUAAAAAUAAUGAUUCAAAUUCUACUGAUAACAAAAUACAUAUUGUAGAAAAGAAUGAUGUAAAAAAUUGUGAUGAAAUUUCGUUAAAAAUGUUUGAAAACAAAAAUUUAGUUUUAGAUGUUACAAAUAUUGAAUCAAAUGUAGAUAAUUAUGGAAGUGAUUGUUCGAUACGUAGUAAUGCGACUUUUAUAAUUGAAUGUGAAGUUUCUACAUCAAAAUAAAAAAAAAAUAUAAUCUAAAAUAUCUUUUUAAAAAUUUAAGA